Molecule: messenger RNA, 811 nt
Organism: Zalophus californianus (California sea lion)
Lineage: Eukaryota; Metazoa; Chordata; Mammalia; Carnivora; Otariidae
Product: histone-binding protein RBBP4-like
Exons: 1
Coding region: 80-811 (243 amino acids)
Biological process (GO): regulation of gene expression
Cellular component (GO): ESC/E(Z) complex; nucleus; NuRD complex
Molecular function (GO): histone binding
Source: RefSeq, a predicted model, not a curated record
GCGCAGAGCGAGCGCCCGUAGCCUCCCCGCCCCUCCCGCAACGCUCGACCCCGGGGUCCCCCCAGCUUGCCUGCCCGCCAUGGCCGACAAGGAAGCAGCCUUUGAUGACGCAGUAGAAGAACGUGUGAUCAACGAAGAGUACAAAAUAUGGAAAAAGAACACCCCUUUUCUUUACGAUUUGGUGAUGACCCAUGCUCUGGAGUGGCCUAGCCUAACUGCACAGUGGCUUCCAGAUGUAACCAGACCGGAAGGGAAAGACUUCAGCAUUCAUCGACUUGUCCUGGGAACACACACGUCAGAUGAACAAAACCAUCUCGUGAUAGCCAGUGUGCAGCUCCCUAACGAUGAUGCUCAGUUUGAUGCCUCACACUACGACAGUGAGAAAGGAGAAUUUGGAGGUUUUGGCUCAGUUAGUGGAAAAAUUGAAAUAGAAAUCAAGAUCAACCAUGAAGGAGAAGUAAACCGGGCACGUUAUAUGCCCCAGAACCCUUGCAUCAUUGCAACAAAGACUCCAUCCAGUGAUGUUCUUGUUUUUGACUAUACAAAGCAUCCUUCCAAACCAGACCCUUCUGGAGAGUGCAACCCAGACUUGCGUCUGCAUGGACAUCAGAAGGAAGGCUGUGGACUUUCUUGGAAUGCCACCUACUUUCCCCAUAGUUCCUGGACCCGUAUAUUCUACCUGUUGGGGACACAGUACCAUCUAACAGUUAAAGGUUUAGGGUGGCAUCUCAACCUCAAGGCGUAUCAUCGCCUAGCUGGAGCCUCAGCUAUGUCUUUAAGAGGCCAUUCUACCCUUCUGUCAUGCCAGUGA